CAAUAAUGAUGAAUUCGAUGGUAGACCAAUCGGUACAUCCGGUUGUGACAGUUCCUCAAAUCGUAUCAGUCGUUUCGGAAGUUGAUCAUCAACCAUGUGAUGUGCAAAUAAUGUCAAGUGACAGUCGGCUUUCAAGCGCCCCUCCAGAGGAGUUAGCGUCAAUCUUCGACGAUGGCGAGAAAGGCCUCACUGAAGAGAUUAUCGAAUAUGUCGCUGGAUCCAUGCCAUCUCCUUCCGAAGGAUGCGAAGAAGCUGAACAAAGCAAAGUAAACAUUGAAAGUCAGUCAAACACAGCCAGUAUGGAAAUGUUAUAUCCGAGUGAGCAGAAUCAAGAUGAAUCAAAUCAACCGAAUGGCACUACAUCAACCAGCAAUGUUGAAAAUGAAUCUCCGAAUAUCAGUCCCAAACGCAACUCCUCCGAAGGUGCGCUGCUUACAAAAUGCACAAAGAAACAAGCAUCCACGGAGAUGAAAUUUCGGUGUUUCGAUAUCAAUUGGAGCAAAAUCAGUGACCACCUUCUGGAUCGUUUGCGAGCCCUACAAGAAUUUAAAAAAUCCAAUCCAGGUGUAUUUAUACCCGCAGCGAUACGUAUCACCAAGACAGAACUAACGACAUUGAUAAACACCGUGGUAGAACAGCUUCGAAUUAUCGAUACGAGAAUCAGAGCCGAUACUAUGGAAACAGUCGCACGUUAAAUUCUUGAAAAGUUCCCGGCAUUCGAUUACACUGACGACGAUGGGUUUGGAGGCGGCCAAGGUUACAUCGAGCUGAAAUACAAAAUGAUUAAUCGGAACAACUAUUUAAACCGGUUCAGAAAUUCUCAGCCACAUCAAACACUUAUUAAUUCAAUGAGUCUAAAGAAGAAGCGGAACGAACGAGCAGGAACUCUGAGUGAAUACUGGGCGAAAUCUGCCAACCAGUGUGAUAAGGUUGAUCAAGCAAAAUUGGUUAGAGAUGAACCGAACUUGCUUUCAAACGAAUUUCUGCUCCUAUCACAACCUUACGUUCGGUUCAGGCUUGAUGAGAAAAUUAAUACAGCCAUCAUGUUGAAACAACUGCCGGUUCUACGACGACGUCUCCUUCUGAAUUUCCAUUUCAAUCAGGCUACCGGAGUGAACGUUACAGAAUUUCGUAAAUAUUUUGCAUCGAAGAGGGAAAAAAUCAUCCGGUACUCACAUGCUGUCAAAUCCAAUAAGAAUCUGACAGAGGCAUCAACCGACUUUGAAAUACUGGAAUUUCUUUGUUUGCUUGUAGGAGAGAACUUCGAAGAUUUCCUGAUCAAGAAGGAAAUUGGUACACGUAUUGAUGACAUAUUUAUUGGCAGUCCAGGCCCAAUUAUGGUAUCUGUUGACAUAGGUAAUGAAAGAUCCGUAUUCUACAUCUACGCUAACGAAACGCGAUUGACUGAGGGCGCAGUUGAUAUAAUUACUGCUAUGGAAGAUAUUUUCACUAUACACUUUGUUCAUAAUUUUAUGUACACUAAAGUCUCGUCGAAGUUCAUGGAACUUAUUCAGGAAUACUUCCUGAAGAUAAUAACUAUGGCGGCAUCAAAAUCGAACGCUAGCCGCGUAGGCCAGAGACAGCGUUCAGUCAGAAAAGUGAUUGCUGCCUUAUCAAAUUUCGAAGUUACCAAUCCACCAGACACAGAUGCUUGAUUUACCACUAUUGAAAGGUGUUCAAACCGCUUACGAUGGAUACAAGAAUAACUAAUAAAUAAAUAUAACU
Messenger RNA from Armigeres subalbatus, 1725 nucleotides. RefSeq lists its product as uncharacterized. NCBI's taxonomy places the organism in Eukaryota, Metazoa, Arthropoda, Insecta, Diptera, Culicidae. The transcript has 4 exons. The record is from RefSeq and is a predicted model, not a curated record.